Messenger RNA from Hirundo rustica (Barn swallow), 1357 nucleotides. It is a transcript of the gene MTRFR, whose product is annotated as mitochondrial translation release factor in rescue. NCBI's taxonomy places the organism in Eukaryota, Metazoa, Chordata, Aves, Passeriformes, Hirundinidae. Gene Ontology annotation, molecular function: translation release factor activity. The transcript has 4 exons. The record is from RefSeq and is a predicted model, not a curated record. Gene Ontology annotation, cellular component: mitochondrion. Gene Ontology annotation, biological process: translational termination. Bases 1 to 1002 code for a protein of 333 amino acids.
AUGUCACCCCUCACUCGGCGCGGCCCCGCCGCGGUCCCGUCCCUUCACCGGCGCCCCCUCAGCGGCUCCGCCCCUCCCGCCCCGCUCAGGCCAAGCUCCGCCCCCGCGCUCUCAUGGGGCGGCCGCUCCUCGCGCUCCGCGGUGUUGACAGCGCCGCCGCCUCCGAUUGGCUGCAGCGCCCGCCACUCUGCGGGGAGAUGGGCGGAGCGCCGAGGGCGGCCUCGCGGCUCCGGGACCGGGCGCGGGGACCCGGCCGAGCGCAGCGGCGCUGUCUCCGGGCGCUGCUUCAUACCCGCAUCGCUGGGAGCCCACGGCGCCCGGCAGCCGUCUCCUCCCGCGGCCGUGAGGCGACGAACAAGCGCGGCCCUGCGCCGCCCCCGCGGUUUCAUUCCAGAGAAGCCGUGUCCUCGUUUCUGUAUGAAUGUUCCAGGUUUAUUUCACUUUGCAUUCUUACUGAGAGGGGUGCAAACCCCAUCAUGGGCACAGUGGGCUUUGAGGAGGCAGCAGCUCUCUCUGCCCAGCAUUCCCUUGCUUCAGGCAGCAAGAAAAAGGAACUCUUUGAAUCUCCUUGAACUAAGUGAGGCAGAAUUAGAAGAACAGUUUGUGAGAGGUGAUGGUCCCGGAGGUCAAGCCACAAACAAGACAAACAACUGCGUUGUCCUGAAGCAUAUUCCAUCUGGGAUUGUAGUGAAGUGUCAUCAGACAAGAUCAGUGGAGAAGAACCGAAAGAUUGCCAGAGAAAUCCUGCAGGAAAAAGUUGACCUUUUCUACAAAGGUGAAGACAGUGAUGUUUUUAAAGAGAAGAAAGCAUCAGAGAAGCAAAAGCAGGAGAAAAAAAGAAGAGCAAAGGAAAACUUAGAAAGGAAAAAGCUUUUUAAAGAGAUGCAACGAUUGGAUAAGGAGAACAAAUGCAGCUGCAUUUCCUUUGUCACCAUUACUCUGAAGCCACUCCUGAAGGACAUUUUUCCUGAUUUUAUCCUGAUAACAACUCCAGCAGCUUAACCAGAACUUCUCUUUCAUUUUUGGACAGCACCCUCACCAGCUGCCACCACUUUUUAGCCUUCAACAAAGACCCAAAGCCAGAGUAUGGAUUUUGAAGGCAGCAGAAGACUUCUAAAACUUCACCUCCUUGUGCCAGAAACCGACUGUACCCUGUGCCAUGGAUGCAGCAAUCUGCUCUCCCCUUCUCUUGUCCUUUCCUAAACCCCUAUGUGAAAGUUAAAUCUUUAUCUGUUGACAGUUCUUGCUCCUGGAAUAUGAACCUGAUGAAAGUGACUGUACAUAGUUUUAAUACAAACUGUUAAUGAAAAUAAGCUUUAUUACAUCAAGUAAUAAAUACAUACAAAGAUGCAAAUAA